AUGGAUUUAGAAGACGAAUGCUCAUGGAAUUUGUGGAAGAAAGUUAAUAAUAAGUUCGACCGUCAACAGAUGUCUGACUCAAUUGACGCUCUAAUAACGGAAAUUGAAGAAAGCUGGCCGUCAUUCUUACUUCACACACAUAUUAAUCGUGAACAACGUGAAUAUAUCAAAGACUUGCGUUACCAAUCAACGGACAAAACGUUCGUUGUUGCUCAAAUAGAUUUUUCAAUGAAUUAUACACUGGUACGUCAGCAUGAAGUUCAACAAGAAUUUUUUAGUCAGCACCAAGUCACCUUAUUUACAAUUCAUCUGACCAUUGAAAAAGAACAACGAAAUUUAGCGAUCAUCAGUGAUUAUAUGGAACACACAACGGUGUUUGUGCACUGUGCACAAAAGGUUCUUACUCAAUUUAUCAAGACAAAUUUUCCGUUGGUAAAGAAGAUCAAUUAUGUGAGCGAUGGUGCGUGUGCGCAUUUCAAAAACAAUGCCAGCAUUUUGAACCUAAUUCACCACAAAAUCGACUUUGAUUUGGAUGCUUGUUGGACAUUUACAGCUACAGGGCAUGGAAAGGGUGCCGGCGACGGCAUUGAUACAGUACUUAAGUCCUCGGCUAGACGUGCUACACUUUCCAAGAAUAUUCUCAUGUCAAAUGCAAAAGACUUCUACGAAUUCACACAAAAACAACAACUUGAAACGGCAAGAAGAUCUAACAAGGAUAUUCCUGGUGUUCAUGUGUUCUUUCUUGAAUCAGAUGAAGUAGAAGAAGCGAAGAAAAGUUAUCUGCAAGCUAGAAGCGAAA
Molecule: messenger RNA, 799 nt
Organism: Rotaria socialis
Lineage: Eukaryota; Metazoa; Rotifera; Eurotatoria; Philodinida; Philodinidae
Source: the annotation of a GenBank genome assembly